Messenger RNA from Akanthomyces muscarius, 699 nucleotides. RefSeq lists its product as uncharacterized. Lineage: Eukaryota; Fungi; Ascomycota; Sordariomycetes; Hypocreales; Cordycipitaceae. The record is from RefSeq and is a predicted model, not a curated record. The transcript has 3 exons. The coding region runs from base 1 to 699 and encodes 232 amino acids. Gene Ontology annotation, molecular function: chromatin binding.
AUGAUCUCCAAAACGCAGAAGCGCUCUCGUGCAACAGUAGAGGACGAGCGCGCUGACUGCCCCUUCGAACUUCACGUUGCUUCGUUCCCUGCAGCACGUACCGGGAAGAAUGGAAGGCCAUCGAAGAAAAGGGGUAAGCCUGUCAAGAAGAACGAGAAUACGACCACCAAGACGAAUUCACUGUUUCAACCCCCACUGUUUGCGCCUACUGGCAAAUUCCGCUCCGACGCGACAAUGGGCGUCUACUACCACAUCGAGCCACGACAGGAGUGGACUAGCAUGACACGAUACCAUAGCUUCAUUCUAAAUAGUGAGAAAUAUCUAACUGGUGAAUUUGUCUUUGUGGCCAAUGAAAAUUGUAUAGCGCGAGGUAAACUAGGGGAAGAUCUGAAUGCGCAAGUUGGUCUCUGCAAUGUCUGGGUCGCACAGGUACUCGAAGUUCGCGCCCUGGACGAGCGCCAUGUUUAUGCACGCGUCUGCUGGAUGUACUCCCCCGAUGAGCUGCCUGCAGGACGUCGGCCGUACUACGGCAAGAACGAAAUCAUUGCCUCGAAUCACAUGGAUAUCAUCAAUGUUUUGAGCAUAGUCCACCAUGCUAAAGUCAGCCAAUGGAUCGAGGCGGACGACGAAGAAAUCCCGGAUGGCUUGUAUUGGCGCCAGGCGUUCGACUGUGGCACAUCUUUUUCUUGUCCCACGUAA